CUCGACCCGACUGCUUGCCGACAAUGAGCUCUUACCUCCCCCCUGUGCCCGCUACCGGCGGCGUCCUGCCCUACUGGCUGCUCAUCACGUCGGUCGCGUCGGCGUACAACGUGGUCCAGAACUACUUUACCCUCAAGCAGAGCAAGGAGGUGUACGGCGGCAAGCCGGAGCUGAUGAACCCCCUUGCUGGACGCCUCUUCUCCGCAUGGACCGCCAUGGCCGCCGCGGUGCGCUUCCUCGCCGCAUACGACAUCAGCAACAAGGGCCUGUACGACCUCGCCAUUGUCGCGUUCGGCGUCGCCACGUUUCACUUCACCACCGAGCUCCUCGUCUUUGGCACGGUCAAGAUCAACCGCGCCAGCAUCGGCCCGCUCGUCAUUGGCUCCAGCGGAGUCGCAUGGAUGCUCACUCAGCGCUCGUACUACCUCGGCCUGUAAACCCGAUGCACAUCAUUGCUUGAACA
This is a messenger RNA of Vanrija pseudolonga, 463 nucleotides long. It is a transcript of the gene ERG28, whose product is annotated as Ergosterol biosynthetic protein 28. Lineage: Eukaryota; Fungi; Basidiomycota; Tremellomycetes; Trichosporonales; Trichosporonaceae. Bases 24 to 437 code for a protein of 137 amino acids. The record is from RefSeq and is a predicted model, not a curated record. Gene Ontology annotation, cellular component: membrane; endoplasmic reticulum. Gene Ontology annotation, molecular function: protein-macromolecule adaptor activity. The transcript is spliced from 5 exons.